Messenger RNA from Rotaria sp. Silwood2, 762 nucleotides. NCBI's taxonomy places the organism in Eukaryota, Metazoa, Rotifera, Eurotatoria, Philodinida, Philodinidae. The record is from the annotation of a GenBank genome assembly.
AUGUAUCCACAACAAUAUCCAGCUGCGGAAGCACCUUCACUUCCAUACUCAGUGCCAAUAGGUUCUAAUUCAUUGCAAGGAACAAACGAUGAUCGCAUGAGAAAAUUUCAAUAUCUCGUCGAUCGAUAUGAAAUUAAUCGCGAAUUCGCAACAAGAUUACGAGGAUUAGAAGGCUAUGAAAUUGCAUUUAUAGUUGAUGAUGUUUUCUUUUUAAAUCGUCAGCCACUGCGUAAUAUCACGAGUUCCGAACAACUCACUCCAGCAUUUGUUCUUCCACCAGCUGGGCCGACACCUAUCGCUCGUAUCUUAAGACAUGUUUUACAAGAAAAACGACUUGAAAUUCAAGAACGAAAACUUUUGAUAUUAAUUGCUACAGACGGUGUACCAACUAAUGACAGUGGACACCACGAUAUCAAAACAUUAGAACAUAUACUUCGCAACGAACGUAAUCCAAUUAAUCGCAUUCCAGUUACAUUUAUCGCUUGUACAGAUGAUGAGGAAUCGAUUGGUUAUCUUAACAAAUGGGAUAAGAAAAUAUCCAAUAUCGACGUUGUUGAUGAUUACAGAUCAGAACGAGAAGAAAUUCAAAAAGUUCAAGGAAAAAAAUUUCCUUUUAGUUUUGGUGAUUAUGUUGUGAAAAUAUUGAUGGGUGCUAUUGACAAUUGGUUUGAUACACUUGAUGAACAUCGUGUGAAUAGUAAUAUUCCACCUGAUCGACUUGCACACAAAGGGAAAAAGAAAAAUACAUGUUCGAUUGUAUAA